Molecule: messenger RNA, 3249 nt
Organism: Cercospora beticola
Lineage: Eukaryota; Fungi; Ascomycota; Dothideomycetes; Mycosphaerellales; Mycosphaerellaceae
Biological process (GO): DNA-templated transcription; positive regulation of transcription from RNA polymerase II promoter by galactose
Cellular component (GO): nucleus
Molecular function (GO): RNA polymerase II cis-regulatory region sequence-specific DNA binding; zinc ion binding; DNA-binding transcription factor activity, RNA polymerase II-specific
Source: RefSeq, a predicted model, not a curated record
UAUGCGCUGUUCGCGCCGCUCGGGACCAUGUGGACCUAACCGCCAUGCCAUACGAUCUGCGCAAGUCGAGUCACUCACAAUUUUCCGUCACUUCAAGAAGAAUUCGAGAGAUGGGCUGAGCAUCUUUCAGGAGAUUGGCUGUGCAAACGAAUGAAUCGGAUCGGAGUAAUUGGCGAGAAUCUCAGGAGAGAAGACCGGGAAAAUGAGCAUCUGAGAUCGCUCUGAAGUAGAGAAGAACCUUACCAUGUACAACACGUUCCAGAUUACCACCGCUUCGAGCUCUGCAGAGCAAGGCGAAAGCGGCAAAAGCGGCCGUCCAAAUGCGGCCUCCAGACGCAUCUCCACAAGCAAUGCGUGUGUCGAGUGCAGACGACGCAAGAUCCGGUGCGAUGGUCUACAACCUUGUGCUCAGUGCCAGUGGUAUCAGCAUCCGGAGCAGUGCGUUUAUGCAAAACCCGUGCAGAGAGUUGUGCCAUCAAGAAAGCUAGUGGAGAAACUGCAGUCGCAGGUCGAGCAGUAUCAUGCAGUCUUCGCAAGGCUCUUCCCGGGCAAAGACGUCGAAGACUUCGUGUCUCUGCCCAGAGCGGAACUCAUCGAUAUGGCCGUGACAUUGCCAGCAGCUAGUGCGUCCCCUAGCCAUGCUCCGGAUCGCCUACUUGCAAAAUCAGAGUCUGUUAAGAAAUCCGAGGGAGCCGACAGCCUCGACGCACUCGAACAAGCUCCGGAGCAGGAUCCUAACACCGACGAAGCAAAACGACUACGAGACAAGAUCCAGGGCAUUUCUGACGACAUCAACGGACUGUCGUUGUCUAUUGAUAGGGCCUCGUCUUAUGUGGGAGUAUCAAGCAUCAACGCAGCAAUGAAGGUCAUCUUCAAGACUGCUCCUAUGGCUCGGCCUUACAUCGCACAAGCACAAGCAGAAACUGCCGCACCGAGUCGUAGCUCCACGCCACCACCUUAUGAUCGCGAUCCGGAUCCCCAAGAGUUACCGCCUGCAGAUGAAGGAAACAGACUAAUCGACUCAUAUUUCGCUCAUGUACAUGUUCUCAUGCCCAUGAUUGAGGAAGACUCCUUUCGACACAGCUACCUAUACGGAUCACGUCGAGAUUCAUCCUGGCUGUGUCUGCUCAAUAUGGUUUUGGCACUCGGAUCAUUGGCUAGUACAACUUGUACAAACGAAGAUCACAUGGUGUACUACCAACGAGCACGAAAACAUAUGGAAGUGGAGACGUUCGGCAGUGGUAGCUUGUUCACUUUACAGGCGUUCGCACUGCUAAGUGGGUACUACUUACACUGGCUGAAUAGACCAAACGAGGCGAACGGGAUCAUGGGCGCAACCCUCCGCAUGGCCACAGCUCAUGGACUGCACAGAGAAUACAGCGAAAGUCGGAGAAACGAAACUCUCGCUGGUGGGAAUGUGGUCUUGAGCAACUCAGAAGUACCAGUAGAGAUACGAAGAAGAACAUGGUGGAGCCUCUACGUUCUUGACUCGUGGGCUUCUAUCACAACAGGAAGACCCUCGCUUGGGAGAACUGGAGACGGCAUCACUAUCGAAAAUCCGCGGAUACCCGAGCAGAUGAACAACGCUCAAUACCUGAAGUCUUUAACUCUAUUGCCGAUUAUCCACAACAUCCCCUUUUGCAAGAUCGCAACCAAAGUACAAGAUAUCCUGGCUGCACAAUCCAACAUCGGUUUCGAAGCACUCUUUGCGCUGGACGCAGAGCUCGAGAAAUGGCACGAUGAUCUACCACCUAUGCUCCGAGAUGUCGUUGAGCGGCCUCCUCUCCGCAAGCGCCACAGCUCGACUGCUGGCGACCACAAGGUCUCACCAAGAUCAGGAUAUAUUCAGUCGACAGGCAAGAGCACAAUCGAUUUUUCACAGCCUCCGGAUCGUGAUCGGACUGUAUGUCCGGAGGUUUUGAAGACGCCGCGAGCAAUUAUGCGUUGGCGCUACCAAAAUCUCAAGAUCUUGAUGCAUCGGCCAAUCCUACUGGCAACAGCAUUGCGCAGGACUCCGUGGUCGAACAUGUCAGCCGAGGAAAGGUUGGCAGUGGGCAGGUGUCGAAUUGUCGCGAGCCAAACAAUCUCUGACAUUGUCGCAACUUGUCAAGAAAACUUGAUUGCGGGCUGGAAUGCAGUCUGGAUGAUGUACCAGGCAGUGAUGAUCCCACUGGUCUCACUUUUCUCCGUACUGGCUUUGCCGCCAAAUGGAUCGACAGCGGCCGAGAGCCCAUUGCUGACGCCGGGAAGCCAUGGAGGCACCACCACCACUCCUGGAAGUGACGAUGACCUGGAAAGUUGGAAGAGAGAUGUCGAGAAAACCAUUCCCUUCUUUGACAGAAUGCAGCGGUGGUCUGUUGCUGCUAGUAAGAGUCGAGACGUCGUGCAGCGACUUUACGAUGCGACGAAAUACGUUGCGGAGCACAAUGCGCAAUACCAUCAACAGCAGCAGGACCUGCUGCAGCGGAGAAUGUCACUUGUCCUUCCAGUCGCGCAAGCCGAAGCGGAAACAGCACAACGACCGGACGCCCAAGCAGAUGCUGGUUCUUCCCACGAUGCCUUUGCGGCGGCACAAGGCGUGUUUCCAGCCCAACCACAAUAUGGCCUCAUGCAGCCUGGAUGGACGCUCAGUCCCGGACUCACUGGAGAGGCGGCUGUGAACCAAUUCUGGGAUGAGAUGAUGUGGGAUACGUUUCCCACAGACAUGCCGGAUAAUUCGACUUUCGUAGAUGGCAUGGGCCAGGAUGACUGGUGGCCGCAGCAGCAGGACUGGACGCAGUGGCCUGGUGGCUCACAAAUGUAAAGAUUCGACUCCCAGUAACAUAUAGCAUCCGCACCGUUGUACAGAUAGUCGAAUGAACAGUGUCAGGAAUAGGACAUUGGAUUUGUCCACUUCAUGCCAUGAUCGUUUCCCAUCCGUUCUGGAUCAUUACAUCCAGCCAGUAGACGUCCUGCUGUCCGGCGUCUAUUCUUCUCCAGGUCUCUUGUACAAUGUCGAUGCAUACGCGAAUGGGUUUCGGAGGUAGUAACCUCAGACAGCUGGUCAGGCGAUCGAGGACCAUUUUUCGCAUCAUGGCCACUUCUGCGAAAUGCGAAUCGAUCCCUUCGUCAUCCUCGUUCAUGCUUUCUGCUCCAUCAACGUUGUUAUUUGGAUCCUUGGGCAUCUCGCAUAUAAGCUCCGACGAGAGAACAACGAGAAGGAAAGGCUGGAAGUCUCGUGUGCCAGACUCCAAAGGCAUCGUCUCGAGU